AUGUUGGGGAAUCGUCAAGCCUUGCUAAUGAUAAUAUCAUUACUAUCUGGUUGUUUCGUUUUAGCUGACGUUAAUUCUGAAGACAAGAGUAGGAUAAUUCCAGACGCUGACAGGAUUGAAAUGACAGUAGGGGAGCCACUAGCUAUAAUAUGCGACGUGCUAGGACCUGUCUCUGACUAUGGGUGGCGGCAAUUCGGCAGCUAUCCAGAAAGCGAGGAAAACUUAAGGAACCUCAGCGACAUUUGGCGCUUCAACGAGACGUAUUUUAGAAUGAGUCUCUAUAUUGAUAAUCUGUUGAUGAGAGACGAGGAAAUUUACCAAUGCUGGGCUAAGGAAUACGAUAAUUCGAUUAUAAGCAGCGACAUUUUGGUUUGGUACGGCGUGGCCCCACUCGCACCGGAAGUGUUCGUCACUGCUUUGGAUGCGCAUAGAUUUUGUGUUAGAUGGAAACUUCCGGAUCUUUCCGACCUAAAGCGGCCUUCGGAGCUGCGCAUACAAUCCCUAGAAAACGGCUCGCGCGAAUGGCAUGACGUAACCACAGUGUCUCCUGUCUCUUUACAAGAUGUCGUUGUCGCAACAGCAGAUAAACGAAACACUGCCUACUGGUUCAAAUUUACUUUCGUAGAAGCACAUUCCCAUUCAAACAACUUAUUUUCGAGGUGGACAAAAACUACGGAGAAAGAUCCUGUAUACGUUCCAAUUGUUUGGGUUAGAGAAACGUCCGUCGAUUCAAUAACGAUUGAAUGGUCGAAGCCACCGCUUGAGAUAGAAAGUUGCUUUGCCGUUUACUUAUUGUGGAUGCACGAGAGAGACGGGAUUGGUGAAUCACAUUUGGAUACAGGCAAAGAGACAUACAGAUACAUUCAUAUAAAAUACACUUAUAUAAAAUUUGAUAAUCUGACAGCUUCAUCCUUCUACGGGUUUCAAUUACGUUUAUGCAUUGAUGGCUAUUGUAAAGAGACUCUUGACGUCGGUCCCCAAUUGGAAGGCAUCGUCCCAAAAGACAGAGACCCAAAAUUUACCCCCAAUGUUUCGGUAUCCGAAACGGGUGAUGAUUCGAUAACGGUUGCGUGGAAGGCACCACCAGUGGACUUGGAAAGCCGCGUUUAUUACUAUAAAUUAGCGUUGCGCACUCACUACUUCGCCUACGAACCACUGUACGUGAACAAAACCCAGAAUUCUCACACUUUUGAAAAUCUUUUGCUGAACACAAGUUAUCGAUUCAAAGUAGCAGCCUGUAGCGACUACAAGACGCAAUGCGGUGAUUGGAGCGAGGAACAAGAAGCUUUUACAUGCAUCACAGGUACAAUAAACGAUAAUGGCUUUUUUCAUCAGAAUUGGCUGAUCAUGGAAGCAAGUGCUAUUAUGUUUGUCAUCGUCAUUGUAUCUCUGCUUGGUUGGAACAUUCGCAGAAAGGCAUUGAAGCGGAAGUUGAUAAAAGCAAGGCUAGAGUACUUCAAUUUCGGGACUACAGCUUCUCUGGAUCCAGAAUUGGCUGUGAGUGAUCAGGCUGAGCUACUGCCGUAUAACAAGAAAUGGGAAUUUCCACGCCAUCUAUUGAAACUUGACGAAAUACUAGGAAGCGGAGAAUUCGGCGUAGUGAGGAAGGCACAGGCAACAACCAUUUGCUCACGCGAAACAGUCACAACAGUUGCGGUGAAGACGGUCCGACCGACGGCCAACCUGAACUGCAUGAAGGCCCUUCUUCGCGAACUCAGGAUUCUCGUUUACCUGGGUCAACAUCUGAACAUUGUCAACCUCCUAGGCGCGUGUACCAAAGAUCUUGAUUAUGGCGAACUCUUCGUCAUUGUCGAAUACUGUCGGUACGGGAAUUUACACGACUACUUGAUACGCCGCAGAGUCAAUUUCGUCGAUCAAUUGGACAGUUCCAGAAAGAAAAAUUCCGUUUCGAUUGCCUAUGAAGAUAAGAUCAAUGUCGAUGAUGUUGGUACAAAGACGGAUGGAAAUUCCGAUGGCAGUUCAACAACGAUGAACAGAUCGAACAACAUUACUUCCACGAUUACAGAUGAGAGAGUAGACAACUAUUUUACCAAUGUUAUUUCACAUGUUAUUUCACCGGAACUCAACACGCCAUUAAAGUACCCAGGCGAUCGGACAGAUUUUAACUCAAGGCUGACAUGCACGUAUGACUUGGUGUGUUGGGCUUGGCAGGUUUCAUGUGGCAUGCAGUAUCUCAGCGCGAAAAAGAUCAUACACGGCGACUUGGCAACGAGGAAUAUACUUCUCUCCGAUAACAAUGUAGUGAAGAUCUGUGACUUUGGUUUAUCCAAGUCUCUUCGGGAAGAAGAGAAUCAGAAGAGCACGGAGAAUGGUCCUCUUCCUGUGAAGUGGAUGGCCAUCGAGUCGCUGAGAGAUCGAGUAUUUUCCACCAAAUCGGACGUCUGGUCUUUCGGGGUCGUUUUGUGGGAACUGUUUUCUUUGGCGAGAACUCCUUACCCCCUGAUAAGACCUGAGGAUAUGUGCAGUAAACUAACCGAAGGUUAUCGGAUGGAGAAACCGCAAUAUGCACCGAGAAUUAUGUAUCAAAUGAUGCUUCGUUGCUGGAAAGUGGAACCAUCGGAAAGACCUUCGUUCGAAAAGCUGACGAUUGACAUAUCUGAGCUGAUUGAAGAGCAGAUGAAAACGUAUUACCUGGAGUUGGGCAAUCCCUACACCAGGAUUUAUGCCGAUAUUUGGAAACGUGAAAGAGAGACUACGGCAAGUGUGGAAGAAUCAGGCACUCUCGGAGAAGAUUGUUAA
Messenger RNA from Diprion similis, 2760 nucleotides. RefSeq lists its product as uncharacterized. Gene Ontology annotation, cellular component: signaling receptor complex. Gene Ontology annotation, biological process: protein phosphorylation; multicellular organism development; cell surface receptor protein tyrosine kinase signaling pathway. NCBI's taxonomy places the organism in Eukaryota, Metazoa, Arthropoda, Insecta, Hymenoptera, Diprionidae. Gene Ontology annotation, molecular function: protein binding; transmembrane receptor protein tyrosine kinase activity; ATP binding. The record is from RefSeq and is a predicted model, not a curated record.